Messenger RNA from Chlamydomonas reinhardtii, 3777 nucleotides. RefSeq lists its product as uncharacterized. The record is from RefSeq and is a predicted model, not a curated record. Gene Ontology annotation, molecular function: RNA binding. Gene Ontology annotation, biological process: mitochondrial RNA processing; chloroplast rRNA processing; regulation of mitochondrial mRNA stability. NCBI's taxonomy places the organism in Eukaryota, Viridiplantae, Chlorophyta, Chlorophyceae, Chlamydomonadales, Chlamydomonadaceae. The transcript is spliced from 2 exons. Gene Ontology annotation, cellular component: ribonucleoprotein granule; mitochondrial matrix. Bases 303 to 2579 code for a protein of 758 amino acids.
GCCACAGCUACUCAGGCGGCUUUGGCCCAGCGACCUACACGCACCUGACCUUUCGUUCCUUGCGUUAUUCUCCCACAAAUGCAAGCCUAAUGCAUUUGCAGUGCUCAGACACGUAGACGGAUAGAGUCGCUAUAGCUCAGGUCGCCGCCGUGAGGAGGCCCGAGAUGCUCGCCCUGCGCGUCGUCGCGGGCUCUCCCGCUGGUGCGCACAGGCACAGCGUACAUGGCUGUAGCCAAUCGUUAUCAGCCCGUCUCCAGGCACCGCCACCGGCGUGCGCGUUUAGAAGACUGUUCGUUUAUGGCAUGCAUCGGACCGCUGCCGACACCGGCCCCAGCUCACCGCGCGCUGCCGCCGCUACUUCUGUCCCAGCACUCAACAGUAGCAGCUCAUCCCCACUGCGCGUCUCGACGGCGGUAGUGCUCUGCGGCAGCAGUAGCUCCCGCCUCGGGCGGCCAAUAGUGCAGGCGGCGGCGGGUAGGGGAAGCGGCGGAGGCAGGGCAGGCGAUGGCAGCCGCGCCAGCGGCAGAAGCAGGGGCAGCGGGCGUGACCCCGCGGAUGACAUGACCGUGUGUCGGACUCUGGAGGAGCUGCAAGCAAUCAUCAGCCAGCGGCUAUCAGUGUGGGAGGGCCGAAAAGACUUCAUUACCAUGUGUGCGGCGUUCAACCUGUGCGGCAAGCUGGAGUCGCGCGCUGGAGCAAGCCAAACGGCUGUAGCACGCAGCAGCAUUAUCGGCAUGCUUGCGCCGGCCUACCUGCCGCUCGUGCCGCGCAUCCGCAACGCAAAGAACUGCAGCAUUCCGCUGUGGGCGCUGGGCAAAGCUGGAUUGGUCGGCGGCGGCACGGAGGCUCAGCUUGCAGCAGCUCUGCUGGAGCGGCUAGUGGAUCCUGAGGUUCUUGGGAAGGCGGAACCUCAGAACCUCGCAAUUGUCAUGUACGCGCUCGGCAAGCUCAAGCAAGACCAGCAGCAGCGGGGCUCAGGCUGGGACCCCACCUCAUCUCCGCACUUGCAGACCUUGGCGGCAGCUGUGGCUUCUCGCUUGAGAACGGUGGCGGGCCACGGCUUCAAGCCGCAAGAUGUUUCAAACAGCCUAUGGGCUCUCAAAGCUCUGGGGUGCACAGGACCAGAGUACCGGUCAGCAGUUGAGGCGCUGUGCGGGGAGGCACUGCAGCAGCUCCGGAAACCGGAGCUCGCUGCAGCAUUUAUCCCGCAACAGCUAUCCAACAUCCUGCUGGCGCUGGAGGGGCUGCAGCUAUGCAGCGAGCAGGCAGAGCUGGUGGUGGCAGUGGCCGAAGAGGACAUGCGGCGGGGGUUUGACGGGUACAUCGCUCAGGACCUCAGCAACUCAGCGUGGGCCCUAGCCAAGAUGGGAUUUGGGGCGGGCCCGGAGGCGCCGGCAGAGCAGCGGCAGUGGGUUUCAGCAGCGGUGGACGCAGCAACGCAGUCGGGCGCCAUGGCCCGCGCAACAUCUCAGGCCUGGUCCAAUCUGCUGUACGCGCUUGCGUUGAUGCGCCACCAGCCGCCGGCGGAGCUGCUUGACUCGGGCGCAGCAGUAGCAGCCAUGCGCGCCAGUAGUGCCGGUGGUCAGAACUGUGCCAAUACGCUGUACGCGCUGGCGGUGCUGCAGCUGCGGCACGCUGGCUUGGAGGCGGCGGUGUGCGGUCGGCUGGGCGAGCUGCUGCAGCAUGACUCUGACACAGUCCUGCACCAGCACGUAUGCAACAGCCUGUGGGCCAUGGCUGUGUUCGGAGGCACGUAUUCUCCCGACAUGAAGCAGCUAUCCAUUCAGCUGGCCCGUGAAGCAGUAAGCCGUUGGGAGGGUCUUACAACUGAGCAUCUCAAACAGCUGUGGCAGGCGCAGCAGGAGCUAGGCGGCGAGGUGGCGGCGGCCCUGGGCAGCGGCAGCGGACUGCAGGCGGCGAUGGCAGCGGCGGUGACUACUGAGAGGGAAGACGCCAAGCCCACAUCAGAUACUCAAAAGCAGGUCGUUGCAGCGCUGCGGCGGCUUGAGCAGCAGGGCCUCAAGGCAGCAGGGGGCCUAGCCGUUCAGUCCCUUCAGACGGGCGUUGUCGCGCCAGGAGUGUUGGCGCCAGUGGAUGCGGUGGUGCGGCUGAGUGACGGGCAGCAGGCGGCGGUGGAGUUCCUCGGACCGAAACGUUACCUCUUGACACAAACGCAGCAGCAAGACCCCAGCGCUGCUGUGGAAGGGGGUACGGCCAUUCGCAUUCGGCAGCUGCGGCGGGCGUUUAAGGAGGGCGGCGUCCUACUAGUGCCGUACUGGGAAUGGGACUUCCUGACUCCUUCCGAGCAGGAGGCCUACCUGCUGCGCCGGCUGCAGCAGCCGGCGGUGGCGGUGGAAACAGUGACAGCGGGUGCCGUGGGCGGCGCUGCGGCUGUCACUACGGCCGCGCCACACCAGCCCGCAACCACCACCACCAACAGCAACAAGGGCGGCGGCGGCUCUGGCGGCAACCCACAACAGCAGCUGCUGGCGCGGCCGGCACGGCGGCCAGAGGGAGGAGACGGCGGCGGUGGCGGCGGAGGCGGGUCAAAAAGGACGGUAGUAGGUCUGCGUAGCUAGGCAGGUGUGCGUGCACGGUAGACAGGCAGGCAUGCAAACCAUGCAGACCUGGGUAAUGCCGGCGUGUGCAUCAGGAGUGGGCUGGAGCCCAAGUGGAUACUCGUGGACAGGGAUCUCUAGCUACGGAAGAUGGGAGGCCUCGAGAGGCACGAGCGAGGUGCCGGCGUGCAUGUCGGCGCGGUGGGCGAGGUUGGCAAUGGGGAAGGUGGGGAGGGGAGGGUGGGGGGUUGUAAAUAUCAGCCCAAACUAAACAGGGGGACAGGCAGGUGCCGGUCCUGUGCUGGUGGUGGUUGGUAGCGUGCGGCAAGAGGAGUCUGGUGGCUUGGCGGGGAUAUAUGCUGCGGCUUGAUGGGGACCUGGCUUUAUUCUUACAUGGCACGCAGCAUGGGGGUGGGGCAAUGGGCGGCGGUGCCAAGGCGGCAGGGCUGCGGUGCCAAGGGGGCAGGGCCGGGCAUGUCAGCCGCAGGGGCUCACGAACGGCGUGUGCGAGGUCGGCUCGGUGGGCGAUUGAGUGACGCAUGCCUGGAUGAGGCAUGUCAGGUGCUUGUGUUGCGUUGUGUUCUCGGCCCUGGGGCGUGUACAGUGUGCGUUGCACGGCGGCGGGUCUCAGUUGUUUUGUUGUUGUGAUUGUUGGGUGUGAUGUGUUGGUUGUGUGGCAGCAAUCGUGUACGUAUCAGCGGCGGCGGCGGCAGGCAAGCACCUUGUGAUGCUUCAAUGGUUGGGGCAGUGCACUCAUCAUGUAGCGAUGAUACCGCACGGUUGGUACCGUGAAGCCUGCGCGCUGAGGAGGACGUCUCAAGCGUGGGCGGAUAAAAGUGUGUAGACAGGGAUGUCAGACAAAUCAGCAAAGGUGGCCAGGUGAAGCAGGCGGGGACCCAAUGUGCGAUAUUGCACUGCUAUGCUCAUGUUCAAGAGGCUGGCCGUCUGCCCCGCCGUUUCUGCCCCUCUCGUGUCGGGCGGGAUGUUGGAUUUGUAAGCGACAUGCGUUGCACCUCAGUCGUGGUCGACGGGUGUCAAAUGACGCGGGCAGGGACUCACGCCAGAGCCUGUAUGCAGAAUGGUUGGGGAGGAGGACAUGGGAAUAGCAGCCGCGAUAGGCUUGGGGGAGGGCUUCGCGGUUCAGUGCACGUGUUUGGAGGUCGCGAGGGGUGUUGAUACGGGGCGUGCCCUCGGGCCGUGUAUUUCGCGGUCAGGUCGC